UACAGUAACUCUAGAGAGAGAAAACUCAGACUAAGUCUAGAGAGUGAAAACCCUAGAAAUAGAGUACACCCAGCUCAAGAGAGAGAAACUGCAUCCAGAAAAAAGUCCACCACAAGUUCCCAGAACCAAACCCCCCAAUACCCAAGUGCAGAGAGAGAGAGAGGUGAAAGAGGGAGGAGUUAGAGAGAGAAAAUAAACCCUAGAAUCGGUGGUCAUGUCGUUUCGCAGCAUAGUGAAGGAUGUGCGUGAUGGGCUUGGGAGCCUGUCCAGGCGCGGCUUUGAAGCUAGGCUCGGCUCGCGGCAGCGAGCGGAGCCCAACGCGGAGGAAGUAGAGCAGGCCCAGCAUGAGCCGGGUUGCUGGGCGAGCUUGCCACCUGAGCUGUUGAGGGACGUGAUGAAGAGGGUGGAGGCGAGCGAGGGGGCGUGGCCAGCUAGGCGCAGCGUGGUGGCUUGUGCCGCGGUUUGUAGAGCGUGGCGGCUCAUGUGCAGGGAGAUCGUUGGCACGCCUGAGAUGUGCGCCAAGCUCACUUUUCCGGGGUCGCUCAAGCAGCCUGGGCCACGAACAAGUCCUAUACAGUGUUAUAUAAAGCGGAAUAAAGCAUCCUCAACUUACCACUUGUACUUGGGUCUUAACACUGAAAAUGGAAAAUUUCUCCUUGCUGCCAGAAAGAUAAGGCGCCCUACACAUGCAGAAUAUGUUAUAUCUUUGGAUCCAGAAGAUAUGUCACGAACUACUGGCAGCUACAUUGGGAAAUUAAGGUCGAACUUCCUCGGGACCAAGUUUGCCGUCUAUGAUAGCCAACCCCCCUAUGCUGGUGCCAUCAUGUCAUCAUCAAGCUCGCGCUCGAGCCGCCGUUUCUACUCCCGACGGGUUUCCCCGAAAAUGCCAACAUCAGGCAGCUAUGGGGUGGCCCAUGUUGCAUAUGAGCUUAACAUGCUUGGCUCCCGUGGCCCCCGCCGCAUGCGUUGCACCAUGCACUCCAUCCCUGCAUCUGCCCUCGACCCUUCUGUGGGCCCUGCCCCUGCACCCGAAAUUGCAUCUUUGUCCUCACUGGACGAGUCUUUCUCGACACUCUCUUUCUCUCACUCAAUGGACCGAGACUUACGCCUCCUUUCGAAGAGGACUGACUCCUUCUCAGGGAGUGCGAGGUUCUCAGACAUAACAUCAUUUAGGGCCAUGUCGGGUCCUUUAGAAGGGAAAGAGUGGGAGAGGGGCCCACUUGUUCUUAAGAAUAAGGCGCCUAGGUGGCAUGAGCAAUUGCAGUGCUGGUGCCUCAACUUUCGGGGGAGAGUCACAGUGGCCUCUGUGAAAAACUUUCAGUUGAUUGCAGCUGUGGAGCCACCGACCACCUCUGAACCGGCCCCACCACCAGCAACUACUGGCUCAUCUGAUCAUGAUAAGAUAUUAUUGCAAUUUGGGAAAAUUGGAAAGGACCUCUUCACUAUGGACUAUCGUUAUCCUUUGUCGGCUUUUCAGGCAUUUGCCAUUUGCCUGAGUAGUUUCGAUACGAAGCUGGCUUGUGAGUGAGGGUCCAGGGUCGCGUGUGGUCGAGUGGGGGUCUUUGUGUAUAGUAGUGUUUGAUGUUUGAUAGGUUCAUGGUGUGAUUGGGUUCGCUAAAGAGGUUGUGCGCCCUAGCGCAAAGUGGGGGAGUGGGAACACGAAUGGCAAAGCAGUCGUUCAUUCUUGGUGUAAUUUGGAUAAUUCGAACUGUUUGUUGUGCUCUCUCUCGUCAUCUAUCUCAAGUCUGUGUCGUGUGCGUACAUGUGUGUCUGUGUUCUCCUACAGGAAUGUAGGACAUGGGUGAUAUGAGGAGACAUAAUGGGAAAGCUUUAGCUCAAAUGGCCAUUAGACAAAGAUGCUGAACCCCACAGGUUCUUUCGCCAGUCUUUGUUCAUUGCUCAAGGGACUGUGUUGUAGCAUGCUUCUGGAAUAUGGAAAAGGGAUUUGAUUAACACGA
Amborella trichopoda is the source of this 1958-nucleotide messenger RNA. RefSeq names its product tubby-like F-box protein 8. NCBI's taxonomy places the organism in Eukaryota, Viridiplantae, Streptophyta, Magnoliopsida, Amborellales, Amborellaceae. Gene Ontology annotation, molecular function: protein binding. The record is from RefSeq and is a predicted model, not a curated record.